GUGACGAGAUCAUUAAACAGGCAGAAUUAUGUUUACAAAGUGGACAUUAUUCCACUGCUUUAGAUCUGAUUGCUGGGGCAUCUUCUAAUUUGAAUGUACCCAUCAGUUUGAAAAUAAUCAAAGGUAAAGCGUUAUUGGAACUAAAUGAGUAUCAAGAAGCACGAAAGAUAGCAAUUGAUAUAUUGCGUGAUGAUCCGCGAAAUCCAGAUGCACAUGUUUUAAGAGCCCAUACGUUUUAUGUAGAAGGAGAUAAUCAAGAGGCCGCCGCUCAUUGCUUGGAAGCAUUGCGUUAUGAUCCCACUCAUUCAAAAGCAAAUACUUUAUUAGAGAAAGUGCAGUUAAUCGAGUCACGAAUAAAUGCUGGUGACGAAGCUUUCAAAAAGAAAGAUUAUAUGACAGCAUAUGAGAUUUAUACUCAUGCACUUACGAUUGAUCCAGAAAACAAACCCACAAAUUUCAAACUCUACUUGAAACGGUCUGACGUUUUAGAAAAACUGAGCAAUCUUUCAGAAUCGAUAAAAGACAUGGAUAAAGCAUUAGAGUUAAAUCCCAUGGUUGUCAAGAUUUUAAAACGACGAGCUGAUAGAUAUAUGAUGUUAAAAAAUAAUAGUGAAGCUAUACAUGAUCUAAAUGCAGCUUUAAGAAUCGAUAGUACCGACCAAGAAGUUCGUGGGAAAUUGGAUAAUGAAAAGCAAGAACAAACUAAUCAUGAAAUUGGACGCGAAUUCGAAAAAAAAAUUGCAAGAGAAUUGGAUAAUAAUAAGAUUUUAUCGAAUAUUAGCCAAAUGAGAUCGUUGGAUAAAGAAACUAUUGCCAAGACGUGUAAUGCUAUUGAAAGAUUUGAAGGAUGCUAUGGUUUUAUUGUUUAUGAUAGUAAGAAACUAACUCAACCUUUUGCUCAUGAAACAAAAGCAUAUGCAGAAUAUCAUCAAUCAAUUUGCCCACGAUUCAACAUUGUUUCAGAUCUUGAAAUUGUUCAACGUAUUAAAGCAAACUAUAGAUCAAGACAUUUGAUAUGA
Molecule: messenger RNA, 1019 nt
Organism: Racocetra persica
Lineage: Eukaryota; Fungi; Glomeromycota; Glomeromycetes; Diversisporales; Gigasporaceae
Source: the annotation of a GenBank genome assembly